GGUUUAAAAAUGAAGUGGCUUGGUCUCAUAUCUUUACUGUUAGUCGUUUUAGUUUCAUCAGCUCCGACUGAUGAUGAAGUGGUGUUACCUUUGGCUGAACCAUGUGAUCUUGAGGCCUGUCAACUGCCUGACUGCAGGUGCUCCACGACCGACAUCCCUGGAGGGUUGGCGGCGAGGGAUACUCCUCAAUUCGUUGUUAUGACCUUUGAUGGACCUGUGGACGAAUAUUCUCUGCAAGACUUCAACAAAUAUCUUGGCGGUCGCACCAACAUGAAUGGUUGCCCAGUAGGAGCCACCUUCUACAUCAACCAUGGCUCCACUAACUAUGAAGUCGUCAACCAAAUGUACAACCAGGGUUUUGAAAUCGGUCUAAAGUCCAUCUCUCACAAUCCCAACCACGAAUACUGGGCUGAAGGUACUGUCGAAGAAAUGAGGAAGGAAUUCGGAGACCAAAGGAUUACGAUGUCGCAUUUCGCUAACAUUCCAAUUGAAGAUAUCAAAGGCAUCCGCAUACCUUACCUCCAAAUGGCUGGCAACGCGACCUUCCAAGUUAUGUCAGAAUCAGGUCUGACAUAUGACGCUUCCUGGCCGUCUACUACUGACCUCAACCCAGCUCUGUGGCCAUAUACCCUGGACUACGCAUCGACUCAAGAUUGCCCCAACCCUCCAUGCCCGACUGCAUCUUUCCCUGGGAAAUGGGUGCUACCUUUGGCCAGUUGGGAGGAUCCAGAAGGCAAUCCUUGUCACUUAGCUGAUUCUUGCCCCUCACCUCCUGAUCUCUAUAACUCCAAUGCGUGGUUUGAAUACAUGGUCAGCAACUUCGAGAGGCACUAUACCAGCAACCGUGCUCCCUUCGGGAUGCACUUCCGCGAGUGGUUCCUCUCAGCCUUCCCUGGCCCGCAGAUGGCUCUGCCGCGGUUCUUGAAUCUCCUCAACGGUUUGCCAGAUGUCUUCAUGGUGAACGCCGGUGAGGUAAUUGACUGGAUCAAGAACCCAGUUCCCAUUAACGAGUACUCGUCAAAACCUUGCCGAGCUCAAGCUGCUGAGUGCCCCGUCAACAGUUGCGGCCCUCUCAAAGCUGAUCACACCUACGAGCAGUUUUGGCUGCAAGCUUGCAACGAAUGUCCUAAUGUGUUCCCAUGGCUGGGGAACCCUCUAGGGAAGUAAACAAUUUGAUAAUGUACUUGGUAAUGUACAAUACUCCUGCCAAGUUGUUGUGAUUCGACAAAGCAGCGUCACUUUGGCCAAUUAAUGAAUGCCGCCCAAAGAAAAUCUACAAAUCACAUCGACGUCUUUGUAAAUAACAUUAAAUUAUCUUAUCAAUAAACACUUUAAUUACA
Molecule: messenger RNA, 1340 nt
Organism: Pectinophora gossypiella (pink bollworm)
Lineage: Eukaryota; Metazoa; Arthropoda; Insecta; Lepidoptera; Gelechiidae
Product: chitin deacetylase 7-like
Exons: 6
Coding region: 10-1167 (385 amino acids)
Biological process (GO): carbohydrate metabolic process
Source: RefSeq, a predicted model, not a curated record